AUGUCGCUGGAUGAUGAUAUUCGAGUAGUUCUUGGUAUAGAUUUUGGAACCACCUAUUCGGGGUUUGCCUAUUCUAAUAAGGCCAAUCCUGAAAUUACCACAAACGAAACAUGGGUUGAUCUCAUAGGCCAAUAUAAAGUAAAUACCGCGCUGCAAUAUGACCACUCCUUCACUAAAGUUGAAGCCUGGGGUUAUCAGGCACUGGCAAAAAAGCCUAGUCGUCGACAAUCCGCCGCAUCAAAUGAUUCCAAGCCUAUUGAAUUAUUCAAGUUGCAUUUGGGUGAUAUUCCCGAUAGCGAGAAACCUUUGUUACAGGGAUUAGAUUAUAAAAAGGCUAUUACGGAUUAUCUUCGUGAAAUCGCGAAGGAUACGAUUCAAAUACGUUGGCCAAAUAUCAAUUUUAUGAAUAACGUACGAAUCGUACUUACUGUUCCCGCCGAAUUUACCGAGAAAGCCAAGGGUAUAAUGAGAGAAUGUGCUUUCAAAGCUGAUUUGAUUAACACUUUACAAUCUGUUCAUCUUCAAUUUACCACCGAACCGGAAGCCGCUGCUUUAUAUUGUAUGAAAGUAUUAGGCGAAUAUUUCCUUAACUCAGUCGGAACGUCCUUCCUCAUAUGCGAUUGCGGAGGAGGUACUGUAGAUUUGACAACCCGCAAAAUUUUGAUAGGAAAUAAUCUAAGCGAGGUCACCGAACGAACUGGAGACUUCUGUGGAGGCACGUACGUGGACCAAGAAUUUGUCAAAUAUCUUAGACGUAAAGUCGGUUCAACAGCUGUUGACCUUCUUAAAGAAAAACACUACGGUCAAUAUCAAUAUAUGAUCCAACAAUUUUGUAAAUAUGUGAAAAUGCCUUUUACUGGCAACAAAAGUAAUUUCAGAUCCAUUGAGUUUGAUCUUGGAGAAAAUUGUCCGGUGAUCAAACAAUAUGUACAAGGAAGAGAAAGAUCGUUUUUAGAAGAGGAGGAAUGGAUUUUAGAGCUAGAUUUUGAAAUAGUGCAAUCGAUGUUUGACCCGGUUAUUGGAAAAAUUAUUCGUCUAAUACGCAAUCAAUUGAAUUCUGGUGGCAAUUGUCCAGCAAUGUUUUUAGUGGGAGGCUUUAGCGAGUCUAAGUAUCUGCAAUCACGAGUAAAGGAGGAAUUCGAAUCACGGGUGGGAAUUAUUGCUGUGCCUCGACAACCUAUUACCGCAAUUGUUCGUGGAGCCGUUGAAUAUGGUCUAAAAAUCGACACAAUAAAAACCAGGGUAUUAAAAUAUACGUACGGUGUAAGGGUUUGUCGGGAAUGGGCUCUAGGUGAUCCUUCGGAAAGGAAAGUUAAAGACCGGAUUUAUAAGUUUUCUGAAAUGGCUAAACGUGGAACUCGGGUUGACGUAGACCAAGGGUUCUCUAAAUCAUUAGUCCCUGUCUAUGAAAAUCAGACAUCAAUGGAAAUAAAAACCUAUGUCACUAGGGAAUACAGUGCAACGUAUUGUGAUGAACCGGGAAUGCAUUUAUUGGGAACUUUAAAAAUUGACUUACCGGAUCCACAUCUUGGCUUUAAUAGAAAAGUGAUGUAUACACUUACUUUCGGCGGGAUGGAGAUUAGCGUCAUUGCAAAGAAUACGACAAAUGGAAAUAUUUAUAAUACUACUUUUACAUUAGAUUUAGAUUAA
Acaulospora morrowiae is the source of this 1650-nucleotide messenger RNA. Lineage: Eukaryota; Fungi; Glomeromycota; Glomeromycetes; Diversisporales; Acaulosporaceae. The record is from the annotation of a GenBank genome assembly.